Symbiodinium pilosum is the source of this 483-nucleotide messenger RNA. NCBI's taxonomy places the organism in Eukaryota, Dinophyceae, Suessiales, Symbiodiniaceae. The record is from the annotation of a GenBank genome assembly.
AUGCGCCGUACUCUCAUUGGCACGCCGCACUACAUGGCGCCAGAGGUUAUCCUCGGCGAAGAAAGCUAUGGAGACUCCUGUGAUGUCUGGUCGCUGGGCGUGUGCCUCUACGAGUUUGUUUGUGGGCCUCUGCCCUUUGCCAACAACCUGGAAAAUCCAAAGCAGGUUUUUCAGCAGAUCCUCAUCGCCCCGUUGUCGUUCCCAAGCCAUGUGACUAGCAGCGUCUGCAAGCAUCUGAUCAGAUGCCUCCUCCGGCGAAGUCCUGAUGCUCGAGUCGGAUGUGGCCAGCACGGCUUGAGAGAUGUGCGUGAGCAUGCCUACUUCCAAAACUUCCGCUUCGACAGGCUGCUGCACAAGCGGUUAGAGCCGCCCCUUGUGCCCAGCCCACCAAGCACGCCCAGUGAAGGGGAGGACAGCCUCACAGAAGAUUCGGAGUCCUUGGCGGCAUCGUCUGACUCCGACGACUGGGCCACUGCCUUUUGA